This is a messenger RNA of Hyphopichia burtonii NRRL Y-1933, 2571 nucleotides long. It is a transcript of the gene MCM3, whose product is annotated as MCM DNA helicase complex subunit. Gene Ontology annotation, biological process: mitotic DNA replication initiation; DNA strand elongation involved in DNA replication; DNA replication. The transcript has a single exon. Bases 1 to 2571 code for a protein of 856 amino acids. The record is from RefSeq and is a predicted model, not a curated record. Gene Ontology annotation, cellular component: MCM complex; nucleus. Lineage: Eukaryota; Fungi; Ascomycota; Pichiomycetes; Serinales; Debaryomycetaceae. Gene Ontology annotation, molecular function: ATP hydrolysis activity; single-stranded DNA helicase activity; ATP binding.
AUGGAUAGCUCAACUCAACCUAUGGAAGCGCCAAUUGACGCUGUUUUCGGUGAAAGGGUUAGAAGAUUCCAAGAGUUUUUGGAUAGAAUUGAUGAAAAUAACUCCAGUUAUAGAAAUGAGAUUAAGGAUAUGCUUAUGAAGGGGAAAUGUAGAUUAAACGUUUCUCUUGAUGAUGUUAGAGAGUUCGAUAAGGGGUUCUGGAACGGAUUGUUGAACAGUCCUGUCGAUUACUUACCGGCUUGUGAAAGAGCAUUGAGAGAUACGGUUUUAGUUGUUUAUGAUCCAAACGAUCAUAGGUUUGAAGAAGUGGAAGAAGAUCAGCAGUUUUAUAUAUCUUUCAGAGGUGCUUUAGGGGAUCACCAUUUGACACCAAGAUCCAUUACUUCCAACCAUUUAUCAAAAUUAGUUUCUAUUGAAGGUAUUGUUACUAGAGCAUCAUUAGUACGUCCAAAAAUUAUUAGAUCAGUUCAUUAUGCAGAGGCAACUAGUAAGUUUCAUGCUAGGGAGUAUAGAGAUCAAACCACAUCUUUUGAUCCGAUUGCCACUCCAGCUAUUUAUCCCACGGAAGAUUUUGAUGGUAAUAAGUUAACUACUGAAUAUGGUUAUUCAACUUAUAGAGACCAUCAAAGAAUUAGUAUACAAGAAAUGCCCGAAACCGCUCCAGCAGGUCAAUUACCUAGAUCUGUUGAUGUUAUUGUUGAUGAUGAUUUGGUUGAUUUAACAAAACCGGGUGAUCGUAUUCAAGUGGUUGGGGUUUAUCGUGCAUUAGGAGGAGGUGGUAAUAAUAGUGGAUCUUUCAAGACCAUUGUGUUAGCUAAUGCAGUAUACCCAUUACAUGCUAGAUCCACUGGGGUUGCAUCUCAAGAAAAAUUAACUGAUCAAGAUAUUAAAAAUAUUAAUAAAUUAUCGAAAGAUCGUAAAAUUUUUGAUAUUUUAUCAACUUCAUUGGCACCUUCAAUUUAUGGAUUUGACUAUAUUAAAAAGGCAGUUUUAUUGAUGUUAUUAGGUGGGAAUGAAAAAAAUUUAGAUAACGGUACUCAUUUAAGAGGUGAUAUUAAUAUUUUAAUGGUUGGUGAUCCAUCUACAGCUAAAUCUCAAAUAUUAAGAUUUGUUUUAAAUACUGCUUCGUUAGCUAUUGCCACCACUGGUAGAGGUUCUUCCGGGGUUGGUUUAACAGCUGCAGUUACCAGUGAUAAAGAAACCGGGGAAAGAAGAUUAGAAGCUGGUGCCAUGGUUUUAGCUGAUCGAGGAAUUGUUUGUAUUGAUGAAUUUGAUAAAAUGUCUGAUACUGAUAGAGUAGCAAUUCAUGAAGUUAUGGAACAACAAACUGUUACGAUUGCUAAAGCAGGGAUUCAUACUUCAUUGAAUGCAAGAUGUUCCGUGAUAGCAGCAGCAAAUCCAGUUUUUGGACAAUAUGAUAUUCAUAAAGAUCCACAUAAAAAUAUCGCUUUACCGGAUUCAUUAUUAUCACGUUUUGAUUUAUUAUUUGUUGUUACUGAUGAUGUCCAACCAACUAAAGAUAGAAUUAUUAGUGAACAUGUAUUAAGAAUGCAUAGAUUUAUUCAACCGGGAUUAUUAGAAGGAGAACCAAUCAGGGAAAAAAGUGGAUUAUCAUUGGCAGCAGGUAAUGAUGAAACAAAUGAAAAAGAAGAAUUAGAACAACCAAUAUUUGAAAAAUUUAAUUCCCUUUUACACGCCGGAGUCAAUAAUAAAACCAAUAAAACCCCAACGAUUUUAUCGAUUCCAUUUUUAAAGAAAUAUGUUCAAUAUGCAAAACAAAGAAUAAAGCCUCAAUUAACUGAAAAGGCAUCUACUUAUAUAAUUAGAACUUACACUGAUUUAAGAAAUGAUAUGAUGGAAAAUAAUCAAAAGAAUACUGCCCCAAUUACUGCCAGAACAUUAGAAACUUUAAUUCGUUUAUCCACUGCCCAUGCUAAGGUUAGAUUAUCCAGGACCAUUGAAGUGAAGGAUGCUAAAGUCGCCUCUGAAUUAUUGAAAUAUGCGUUAUUCAAAGAGGUUCCUAAAAAAUCUACUUCCAAGAGACGUAAGGCUAAUAUUGAAGAAGAGGAACAAGUGGCAGAAGAGGAAAGCGAGGAAGAGGACAGUGAAGAAGAAAGUGAAGAUGAAAUAGUGACGAGACCACCUCCUAGAACCACCAGACAAAACAUGAGAUCUGAAUUAAGAGAAGAAGUCGAAGAAGCGGACGAAGAAGAAGAAGUCGAAGAAGCGGACGAAGAGGAAGAAGUCGAAGAAGCGGAAGAAGAAGUGGAAGAAGAAAUGCAUAAUUUGAAUAUUAGUGAACCAUUACAAGAGCUGGCCAGGAGCGAAGACAACACCGGGUUCAAUAAUGAAAGAUAUGUACAAUUCCAAAGAAUCAUGAGUAGGAUAUUGAAUAGUGAUGUUUUCGAAAACAUUGAUGCAUCAUAUCCAGUUGAGGAUACGAUUGAAUUGAUAAACGAAGGAUUAGAGAAAGAAGACGUGUACACCAACGAGGAAAUCGAGGUUUAUUUCAAUAAGAUGGAACAAGAUCAAAUCAUUAUGAUUGGUGAUAAGAAAGUGUGGAAGAUUUAA